AUGUGCGGCACCGACAUCUUCCUCGCCAUCCUCUCCGUGGUCUUCCCUCCCAUCGGUGUUUGGGUCAAGCGCGGUAUCUGCUCUGCCGACUCGCUCAUCAACAUCGCCCUCUGCGUGCUCGGCUUCUUACCCGGCCUCCUACACGCCUGGUAUAUUAUCGUCAGCUACCCGGACGAAUACGAGCAGGCGCCGCAAGACGCUGAGGGCGGUAGCGGCACCGUUACCUACUACUACGUUCAAGGCGGCUCGGCACCGCGACAUCACCACCAGCAACAAAGACCUGCGCAAGGCGGCUAUGGUACCGUGAAUAGCCAGCCCAGUCAACAGUUCCCCGGGCAGCAGGCCGGCGCAUACUAUCCAAAGAACCAAGCACAUGCACCACAAGCACAGCAGGGUCCUGGGCCGGUGGAUGGGCCUUCCAAUGGUGGUGCUGCACUACCGCCGCCGCCGAGUUAUGCAGAUGCUGUAAAGGGCGACAAUAAGAUUCAGACAAAUGACCAGUAA
Messenger RNA from Pseudovirgaria hyperparasitica, 504 nucleotides. RefSeq names its product UPF0057-domain-containing protein. Bases 1 to 504 code for a protein of 167 amino acids. Gene Ontology annotation, biological process: endosome transport via multivesicular body sorting pathway. Lineage: Eukaryota; Fungi; Ascomycota; Dothideomycetes; Acrospermales; Acrospermaceae. Gene Ontology annotation, cellular component: fungal-type vacuole membrane; fungal-type vacuole lumen. Gene Ontology annotation, molecular function: ubiquitin protein ligase binding. The transcript is spliced from 2 exons. The record is from RefSeq and is a predicted model, not a curated record.